Molecule: messenger RNA, 925 nt
Organism: Coturnix japonica (Japanese quail)
Lineage: Eukaryota; Metazoa; Chordata; Aves; Galliformes; Phasianidae
Source: RefSeq, a predicted model, not a curated record
CAUCGCCACCGCCGUUUAUUGGGUUUCCUUGCCAUGGUUCUCCCGCACCGCUCGGGCUCCGUUACCUUCAGACUCUCCGUCGGCUCCUCUCCGCCUCGCAGCCGUCCUCGGCCCCGCCGGUGAAGUUGAAAUCUCUGCUACAGAUGUCCAGACACAAUUCUUGGUUCGUACGGCUCCAGCGCACAAGAAUUGCGUUUGGACAAUCAGGAGCAGAGAUUCCCGGCCCGGACUCGCGGGAUCCGCAGGGAGAAAUUCGGUCCGAUCCUGGAAGAGAAGCUCACGGCGGCCCCGACCCGGCACCGCUCUGCGGCUCCGCCAACUUUGGGGCUCGGCCGCGGCGCUCCGCAUCCACCGGCACCAUCCAACGGCACCGAGACGGGAUUCAAUCCGAGAACUCGUUUCUAACCGGCCUAAAAAAAAAUAAUAAAAAUAAAUGUAAAAAAAAAAAAGGUAAAAAAGGGGGGAAAAAAAAGAGAAAAAGAAAAAAAAAUAAAUCAGCCUUUAAAAAAAAUCUUAAACCGACAUCAAGAGAAAAAGAAAUGAUAGUGAUACUAAAAGAGCAGCAAACGAAAAGCAGCGGUGUAAACCCGCCCGGAGCGGCCGCUCUGCAGCGGGGCGCGGGGUCGGUGCUGCCGAUGGGGCGCGGUGCCCCCGGGUUUGUGCGGGGAUCCCGAUGGCUGCGGGCACGCACCGACCCCCCCAUCCUCAUCCUCAUCCUCAUCCUCAUCCUCAUCCUCAUCCUCAUCCUCAUCCCCCGACCCCGGUCCCGUUCCGCCGCCGCCGCCGCUUCGGAGAGAGAAUCGGCCGCUCGGAACCGCGUCGCCCGCAGGAUUCGGGCACUUCGAACAUCGCCGAAAUUGACGGAUUGAACAAACGGGGACGGAGCGAAACGCGAAAUAAAAAUUCAAAAUAAUAAUAAUUAAAA